AUGGCGCGCGGUGAGACGGGGGGAUCGUCCGGAGAGUGGGGAUCUCUGGAUGAGUUUUGUGAGCCGAAAGCUUUCCGCUCUGUUGAGAAAGAUGCAGAGUGUGCUGCUCCCUCUAUCUUUGUCAAGGGUUUGUUGACUGUUGAAGGCCACUUUCGAACUUCCUUGACUUGUCUCAAAGACAGUUUCGGUGUAUGGACACUACCGGUGCUCUUCCUCUCCAGUGGUGUGUUUGGCGGAGUUGUCGCAUCUGUCACUUUUCGUGCGCGAAUGAGCGCCAUCAAAAACCAAGCCCGAAGUCCAGGGCCUCCCAGGGACGCGUCUUAUACGAUCUCGAGAACCCAGGCGAGGCUUUCCUCUCCUUUAACUCUUGGUAUUACAGAGCACCCGGGGCUACCACCCCGUGCGUGCAGGGGUGAUGUAGCCAAAGUUCGUGCACCUGUUUCCUCUCUUUUGCCUCGUCCAUCCUCGCCGUCCUCUUCUGUACCCUUAGAGUCUGCUGUGUCCCUGAUGGAGCAGCAUCACCGCCUGAGACGUCCGUGUUCUCAGCCGUCUUCGAAAGAGCAGAGAGGCCAGACACCAGAAGCGGGUGUAACAAAGCCUACCUGCCGUACGGUCCAUCUUCCCUGUGAAGGAGAACUGGCUGCUGGUGGAGGAGUUUGUGCAAGUGGAAAGAACGACGAAGGCAAGCAGGGCGUUCAGUUGCCUGACGGCGGUAGUCAUCCGCACCUGGUAGAGUCCUCAGCAGAUCCGUACACUGUGUUGUGGCAUGAAAGGCGAAGGAACAAAAAGGGGUGGGGUGACGCGUUUGACGACGAGGAAGAAUUCCAAGGGCAGCCCACUGCAGGAUCGUCUUCUUGUCCGCAUCCAACAGAACUCUUUACCGUCUCCGAGCUCGUUCAACUCUUCCUUAUCCCUGCAGCAGCUCUGACAGUUGCUCUGGGAUGCACGUGGACAUGGGUAAAAAAGUCGUGCAAUCUAGCUGACGCAAACGACGUUUUUCAAGCGGUCCUGUGGGUCAAAGGCGUUGGGGCGCCUCCUGCCGGUGUCAGGCAGCCGGAUGACAAAAGAAGCGAGUUGCUUGGCAUCUCGGCACAGGAGUAG
Molecule: messenger RNA, 1101 nt
Organism: Neospora caninum
Lineage: Eukaryota; Apicomplexa; Conoidasida; Eucoccidiorida; Sarcocystidae
Exons: 2
Coding region: 1-1101 (366 amino acids)
Source: RefSeq, a predicted model, not a curated record